AUGGGUACAAGUGUUCGUAGUUUGACAGCAAUGUUUGCACAAAUAGGAUCCUCAUCAUCCAAAAUACAUAACCUCUCAUCAUGUAACAUCCUACUGAUCGGAGAGACAGGAUCAGGAAAAUCUACGCUGAUCAACUAUCUGACAAACUAUUUCAAAGGCGGAUCACUUGAAAAACCGAGAAUCGCUAUUCCUACCAAGCACUACGACGCGACAGAAGAGUAUCAAUCCACUGAGAAAGAUCUUCACGAUGCAAAGAAGAGCAAGACCAGUGAGUGUAAUACUUAUGGUUUCAUAAAAGGUGGUUGUCUUUACAACUUCAUCGACACACCGGGCCUGAGCGACACAGAAGGAACAGAAAGAGACGACCAGCAUAUUACAAAAAUAAUGACUGCUGCAGAGAAAACUGGGUCUAUGGCUGGUAUUAUCAUUGUCAUAAAUGGCACGGUAGCUAGAGCUACAGUAAACCUGCGGAACACUUUGGUUCGUUUGAGAAGUUCCGUGCCGGAUAUACUUCUGAACAACCUCGUAGUUGUCCUCACUAACUGUUCAGUGUCUACAGCUAACUUCGAUCUGGAAUCUCUCGAGCCAUGGACGAUUUCCGAAGACAAUGUAUUCUACAUGAAUAACUCUGCUGUUAGCAAACCGAGGCAAUCUUGGAUUGACAGCAAGAAGUUGAAAGCAGGCCUCUUGAGAGAUUGGGAAGAUUCAAUGGAGGAAAUCAACAGUAUGAUUCUCCGAGUGAAAACCCUGGGUACUGUUGCUACUGAUACGUUCAAAGAAAUGCGCCAGAAGAGAAAUAAGAUCAAGUCAGAGAUCACGGGAAUCUUGCUCGAAGUGAAGAAACUACAGGAUACGCAGAGUAAGCUGAGUACUGCAAAGAGCGCUCAUAAGGAAGUUACUGAAAAUA
Molecule: messenger RNA, 907 nt
Organism: Auanema sp. JU1783
Lineage: Eukaryota; Metazoa; Nematoda; Chromadorea; Rhabditida; Rhabditidae
Source: the annotation of a GenBank genome assembly